Chenopodium quinoa (quinoa) is the source of this 698-nucleotide messenger RNA. Its product is annotated as putative protein TPRXL. The coding region runs from base 20 to 676 and encodes 218 amino acids. NCBI's taxonomy places the organism in Eukaryota, Viridiplantae, Streptophyta, Magnoliopsida, Caryophyllales, Amaranthaceae. Gene Ontology annotation, molecular function: zinc ion binding; nucleic acid binding. The record is from RefSeq and is a predicted model, not a curated record. The transcript has 2 exons.
UGUUGACCCAUACUAUACCAUGGACACAUACAGGUCUGCUUAUGAACCAGCUGUCCAACCAAUGCCUGGCCCAAAGCACUGGGAGAGAGUCAGAAUGAGGGAACCACUACCCCCUUCUGUUAAGGUGCAACCUGGGAGACCAAAGAGCAAAAAAAGGAAGCUUGAGCCAGGAGAAUGUUCUUCUUCAGGUGGUCAGGCAAGUACCAAGAGGAAGAAGCAAUGUAGCAACUGUGGGGGAUUUGGGCAUUAUGCCAAGACUUGCAAAGUACCUGCUGCACCAGCUACAGAGCUGAUAAAGUCAGCAGGCAGACCCCCACUGAACACUCCUUGGAUGGUGGAGGAGAGGAAGAAGAAAGAGAUUAGGGCUGCUAAAAAGAGUGCAAUUGGGGCUGGACCAAACAGCAUAGGAAACAAAAAGUUUCCUCAAGAGCAAGAAGGUUGUCUGCCAUUCAGUAAGCGCCCACAGCCACAGUCUUCCUCAGCUCAGCAUUCCUCAGCUCAGCCAUCCUCAAGUCAGCCAUCCUCAGCUCUGCCUUCCUCAAGUCAGCCUGCCUCAAGUCAGCCUGCCUUAAGCCAACCAAAAAGAAAGACAAGGUCUUCCUCAAGUCAGCCUACAACAGCCACAUGUGUUGUAACAAGGGCCAGGCUGCAAUCCCUCAACAACCUUACUCAGUGAUGUACUCAUGCUGGAUAUCAAA